AUGGCAAUGGUGGACGCCGAGGCUCCCUUUCUCGAGGCCAGGGAGGAGCCGCUGGCCGGCGUCUCCGACUUCCGCGGCCGCCCCGUCUACCACGCCACCUCAGGCGGGUGGCGCUCCGCCAUCUUCGUCGCCGUGGUGGAGGGCGCCGGCAGCUUCGCCUACUAUGGCGUGUCGGCUAAUCUGAUCACGUACUUGACGGGGCCGCUCGGCCACUCCAACGCUGCGGCAGCUGCGGCUGUGAACGUCUGGACGGGGACGGCCAGGCUCUUGCCACUGUUAGGCGCCUUUGUCGCCGACUCCUGGCUAGGCCGCUACCGCUCCAUCAUCCUCGCCUGCACCCUCUACGUCCUGGGUUACGGCAUGAUCACUCUAGCAUCCACGCUCCUUGCUCAGCAACCGUCACUAACCCUGGACAAUGACUCCUCUUCGCAUCCUUUGUCGUUGCAAGUGGCCUUCUUCUACGCCUCCCUCUAUCUCAUCGCCUUCGCACAGGGUGCUGACAAGCCUUGUGGCCUUUCCUUUACCGCCGAUCAAUUUGACCCUGACCACCCUAGCGAAUGCGCAGCCCGCAGCUCCUUUUUCAAUUGGUGGCACUUUUCCAUAGCCGUUGGUAUAGGUAUCGCCGUUAAUGUCGUAAGCUAUAUCCAAGAGAAUUUUGGUUGGGGAAUUGGUUUUGGCAUGCUAUGCACUGUAAUGAUUUGCGCCUUCGUCGUGUUCCUCCUUGGCAUUCCUACCUACCGCCUCCACAUGUCCAUCACUGGCUGCGGUAGCCCCUUUGCCCGUCUCGGCCGUAGUUUCAUUACUCUUGCCAAGAACUCAAGCUUCUUCUUCCGCACUAAAAGACACCAAAAUGAAGAUGAAGAUGUCACAAGCAACUUGGAGGAGGCACGUGGCAUGCUAAGGCUAUUGCCAAUCUGGGUUGCAUGCCUAGCAUUUGGCGUGGUGUUCGCGCAAAUAACUACACUCUUUAACAAGCAGGGCUGUACCCUUGAUCGUCGUAUCUUUGGCGGCCUAGAGGUACCAUCAGCCACGUUGCAAACGUUCUGGCCAGCAGCCGUCCUAUUGUUCGUGCCUCUCUACGACCGUGUUCUAGUGCCGGCAUUGCGUUGCGUGACAGGCAUCCCAUCAGGACUGACGCUGCUGCAGCGAAUAGGCACGGGCAUGGCUGUGUCGCUAGCCGCCAUGUGUGUGGCGGCGUUGGUGGAGGCUCGGAGGCUAGAGAUGGCGCGGCAACACGAACUGGUUGACGAUGGUGGUGCGACAGUGCCGAUGAGCUGGGCAUGGCUAGUGCCACAGUACAUGAUGGUCGGGGUGGCGGAUGUGUUCGUGAUAGUUGGGAUGCAGGAGUUCUUCUAUGACCAGAUGCCUAAAGAGCUUCGUAGCCUUGGGAUAGCGCUCUACUGCAGUGUGAUUGGCGUUGGCGGCUUCAUAAGUGGCGCUCUCAUUUCACUCAUUGACCGCAUCACCCGUAGCGAUGGCGGCGACAGCUGGUUUUCUGAUAAUCUCAAUCGCGCCCACCUCGACUACUUCUACUGGGUGCUCGCCGGCCUCAGCGCCACCGAGCUUGUGCUCUACAUCUAUUUCGCUAGAUCCUACGUCUACAAGGACAAAAGAGACCGUGCAGAGUGA
This is a messenger RNA of Triticum turgidum subsp. durum (durum wheat), 1629 nucleotides long. Lineage: Eukaryota; Viridiplantae; Streptophyta; Magnoliopsida; Poales; Poaceae. The record is from the annotation of a GenBank genome assembly.